This is a messenger RNA of Entrophospora sp. SA101, 2460 nucleotides long. Lineage: Eukaryota; Fungi; Glomeromycota; Glomeromycetes; Entrophosporales; Entrophosporaceae. The record is from the annotation of a GenBank genome assembly.
AUGUCAAAGGAAGAGGAAACUGCAACUACACCAUCAAAUAUUGAUAAAGAUGUUGAUAACAACGACAUUGUUCGUUCUUCGUCACCAUUAGAUGACUAUGAAGAAGAAGUUGAUGAUGAUUUAACAAAUAAUAAUAAUAGAACAAGACAAGAUUUUAGUAAAAUGAGUACACCCUAUUACUCUUAUCAUGUUGAUAAAACUAUUCAAAGCAAUGAUUCAGCUUAUUGGGCAAGGAGAUCUAAAACAAUGAUGACAACAACAUCUGAACAUAGUCUGGAACCUAAUUCUACAAGUUCAGCAUCUCAUGCUACUACUGUUAGUGGCAGUCUUGUUGAGGAUAGAGAUGGUGUUGGUGUUGAAGUUGACAAUGGUAAAUUUAAUGAUACUGCAGAAGUUGCUGAGAAACAAAUUAAAGAGGAAUUAAAUAAUUUAUACACUGAUUUUCAUAAAUGUCUUGAAUUGCGCGAUAAAUAUAUGAAAUUCUCAUUACAACGACUUGGUGAUAAUCCAAAGGAUCAUGAGGAUUAUAAAAUUUAUCCAUCACCACCUGCCCCGUCUUCUGCUGCUGAUUAUUAUGCGAAACAUUCUAACCUCAAUAAAAAAAAAGCAGUGAAAAUUGUUGGUGAAGAUUUUCAUGUUGAAGAGUGUGAGAUACCUGGUGAUCAUCAGGAUUAUAAAAUUUAUCCAUCACCACCUGCCCCGUCUUCUGCUGCUGAUUAUUAUGCGAAACAUUCUAACCUCAAUAAAAAAAAAGCAGUGAAAAUUGUUGGUGAAGAUUUUCAUGUUGAAGAGUGUGAGAUACCUGGUGAUCAUCAGUAUGUAUAUGAAUUAUCCACAGAUGGAGUUUAUUAUGUUUAUAAAUCAGAAGAAGAUCUUAGAAAUCAUAAAAUCAAAAACCACAAGGACAAAAAAUAUUUUAUGGAUUUAGAUUUUAUAUUAAAUGUGAUUUCUGAUGGCCCGACAAAAACUUAUGCUUAUAGACGUUUACGAUAUCUGGAAAGUAAAUGGAACAUGUAUACUCUACUCAAAGAAUAUCAAGAGAUGGCUGAAUCGAAGGAUGAAGUAAUUUUUAGAGAUAACAAAGUUCUCACAUUAAUUGAAGUAUUUAAAAGUUUAGGCUUGACAGCUUACGAUCUUAGUUAUUUCAGAUUUGGAGUCAAAUCAAAAUCUGAAUGGAGCAAACUUGCAAAAUGGGUGGUACACAAUAAAAUAUUUUCACCAAAUGUCAGGUGGUUAAUUCAAAUGCCUAGGCUUUAUAGUAUCUACAAAUCUACCAAGACUGUUGAAAAUUUCGAAGAUGUUAUAAAAAAUUUAUAUGAGCCAUUGUACGAAGUUACAAAAAACCCGAAGAAAAAUCCCGAACUACACAUAUUUUUACAACGCGUAAUUGGAUUUGACAGCGUGGAUGACGAGUCGAAAGCAGAAAGACGUAUUCACAAAAAAUAUCCAGUACCAAAAAAAUGGGACACCGACCUCAACCCGCCCUACUCCUACUACUUGUACUACAUGUAUGCAAAUAUGAUCAGUUUGAACCAGUGGCGGAAAGAACGCGGAUUCAAUACUUUUGUUUUGAGACCUCAUGCUGGUGAAGCAGGUGACACUGAUCAUUUAACAUCGGCUUUCCUGACAUCACAUUCAAUCUCACAUGGCAUUUUGUUGAGAAAAGUUCCUGCAUUGCAAUAUUUAUAUUAUUUGAAACAAAUUGGAAUUGCAAUGUCGCCAUUAUCGAAUAAUGCUUUGUUUUUAACUUAUGAAAGAAAUCCAUUCAUGAGCUUUUUUCAAAAAGGAUUGAAUGUUAGUCUUAGUACCGAUGAUCCAUUACAAUUUCAUUACACUAAAGAGCCAUUGAUUGAAGAGUACAGUGUAGCUGCACAGAUUUGGAAACUAUCUGCUUGUGAUAUGUGUGAAUUAGCACGUAAUUCGGUAUUGCAAAGUGGAUUUGAAAUGAUGUUAAAGAAACAUUGGCUCGGGUCAAAAUGGUUCUUACCAGGUCCUGAUGGAAAUGACAUUCAUAGAACGAAUACACCAAAUGUUAGAAUAUCAUUUAGACAUGAGACAUUAAUGGAAGAAAUUAACAUGUUGGCAAAAUAUUCACGUUUAAAAUCAAGAGAUUCAUUUGUUUGUAACACUAUAGAAAUGUCUUUAUCAAAUUAUGAUAAAUAUUUAUCAUCAACACAAUCUUUAUCAGCAUCAGCAACAUCACAACAAUCAACACCUGAAAAAAAUGUUGUUGGUAAAGAUGGCGAUAUUGGCAAAGGAGAUAUUAAAGAAAGCGAUGACUAUUUUAAUAGUGGUUUGGGUGCUGGUGAACAAAUUGUUGCGAGUCCGGGUAAAUCGUUAUUUUCUGAUUCAGAAAUGGGAGUUAUUCCUGGUGUUGCUAUGUUUGUGGAACGUAUUCAUCAAAUUGGUAAAAAAUACAGGAAAGAUAAAACUGAUAAUGGCACUGGAAAUAGUAAUUGA